Molecule: messenger RNA, 1176 nt
Organism: Liolophura sinensis
Lineage: Eukaryota; Metazoa; Mollusca; Polyplacophora; Chitonida; Chitonidae
Product: tubulin-specific chaperone A-like
Exons: 4
Coding region: 123-452 (109 amino acids)
Biological process (GO): tubulin complex assembly; post-chaperonin tubulin folding pathway
Cellular component (GO): cytosol; microtubule cytoskeleton
Molecular function (GO): beta-tubulin binding
Source: RefSeq, a predicted model, not a curated record
CGCAUUCAUCUCAACAGCAACAGCAGUUAGAAAGCAGAACUUGCAAGUGCAUCUCCAAAAGAGUAAGCCCAAACGCAGAGUCUUCAUAUAGUGUUCGUAUUUGUCACUGAUUAUUUACAGCCAUGGCCGAUCCCAGAAUCAAGCCUAUAGUAAUUAAGACGGGUGUCGUCACCAGAUUAAGUAAAGAAAAGUUGAUGUAUGAAAAGGAAGUUGUUGACCAGGAGGCAAAAAUAGAAAAGAUGAAAGCUGACCAGAAGGAUGAAUAUGAUAUUAAGAAGCAGGUGGAAGUGUUACAAGAGUCCAAGGCCAUGAUCCCGGAUUGUAAACGCAGACUAACCACUGCACAUGAGGAGCUGAAACAGUUGCUGGAAAACGAGAAAGAUUUAUGUGAAGUUGAACAGUACAAGAAGGCUGAGUUGGCAUUACAAAACUCCCUGCCACAGUUAAGCUAGUCUGAGAUCCAGCUCAUCAUACAGUGAUAUCAGAUGAUAUAGAUCAUCAAGUUUAUAUUCAUUGUAAUGAUACACAUACGCACGUUACUUGGCUGAUACCAGCACGUCAAUAUGUGAAUUAUAUUUACACUCAGCAUACCGUUUAUGACUUUCAGUAGUUCAAAUCUUAGUGAAUAAUUUAUGGCAAAUUUUUACUGAGCAGUUGUUUUCCCCUUUCCAUAGAUGUACCACUUAACAAAUAGAUCAACCUGUAUGUUGUUUAUUCAGCAAGGUUGUGUUUAUUCUGGCAGUCAUUCUUACGAGUAGAAAUUCUGUCUGUCCAAGUUAAACUGAUUUCCUGAGGCCAUAUUCUAUUUUGAUCCUUUUUGAAAUGAACGUAUGAAUAUAGUCGUGCUACAGAGGGACACAGUUUCCUUGAAAAUUUGAUUUCCAAGGUUUUAUGUUAAUGGGCCCAGAUGGUUUGCUCAUGCAUCGUGCAUUACCUGCAUGAUGUCAAGUGCUCCUAAAAGACCCAACUUCUGAGAAAAUCAUUUUUUUUUCUACAAAUACCAUUUGAUGAGUUUGUGUUUAUCGUAUAAAGCUGCGUCACAAGGCUUUCCACAUAAACUACUAUUUAAAAGGCUCUUCAGUCUUAUUUAUGUCCACCAGAAUGCUCUGGCAUUGUCAUUUAAUUUAUGUUAAAGUGUUCAAGCUUAUUUUGCUAUAAAAUCAUUUUUCAUCUUAA